AUGGCGGGACUUUCACAAGAAGAUCGCAUCAUUAUCAAGAACCAUCCUCUAACCAACUUAGUUGACCGUUUACAAGACGCGCUUCAGGAAGCUGAAAGAAUAUAUGAGUCGCGUCUAAUUUUCUACAAUGGCGCUGUUGAUAGCCUUGACCAACUCUUUCAAAAUGUGAUUUCAAAACUUGUCUAUACAUUACAGGGAGAGGGUGCAGCCUACAGCCUUCCAUCGCGGAUAAAUGAUGGAAAUAUGGCAUCUGAUCUAGCACAAUUAUUCGAGCGCCUUCAAAAGGCAAAAGAAACAUUCAGAUACAACGACUACCAACCGCUGGUGCAUCUGAUCAUUCAAAGGCCUUCCACUGAAUCCCAGAAUGCUGAACCCUGGAACUUCGAUGUCUGGAAAGCUGUAUUUACCCUCAUUGACACCCUCCCUCAACGAACAACUCCUCCGGCGAGCGUCCCCCCAUCCUUUGACAGCACCCCAGUCAAAUCCACCUCGUCAUCGCAGAAAGGCUCCGAGCAGACGCACCCAGACAGUGAUGGUAAUUGGGCCCAGUUUCCCGAUCCUCCUUCACAGGACAAUGUCCUCGCCUGGUGGUUUCGUCUUCAAGAAGACCUUCUCUCGGAAUCACGCAGCACCUACUACACCACAGCGAGCAAAGCGGAUCUUACUGGUUCGCAGGCGGAACGGCAAGUCGACCUUCUUUUGCGAGCUAGGGGUGGGAGCCCCUUGCAAAACAAACACGACUGGACAGACAUCCUGGUGGUUGGCGAGCUCAAAAAACCUAAAGAGAAGAUCAGGACCAAAGCCACACUGCUGCAGAUCAGCUGCUCUGUACGCGAGGUCUUUGCUGCGCAGCCCACUCGGCGGUUCGUCCAUGCAUUCACCAUCUGUGGGACCAAGAUGGAGGCGUGGGUGUUCGACCGCGCGGGGCCCUAUAGCUCGGUAAUCAUUGACGUCUACGCGGACUCGAGGCGGUUCUUUCAGGUGCUUGUGGGCUACACCAUGAUGAGCGACGAGGAGCUGGGACUGGACACCUUUAUUGCUAGGGAUGAAGGCGGCAACAAAUCAAUAACUGUCAAAGGACCUGGGAACUCAGAGGAAAAGGUGCUGCAGCUGGGUGAAAUGCUUUCCUUUCAGCGUGCCAUCGUGUGUCGCGGGACAACAUGUUUUCUCGCAAACAAUGGACAAUUGGAGGGUGUAGCCAAAUUCUCGUGGGUGUCGGACAAGCGGCGGCCGGAAGCGGAACUCCUCGAGCUAGCGGGUCAACGAAAUGUCCAAGGGGUUGCCAGGAUCAUUGGCCAUAGUACCAUCACCAACAUCGCCGACAUGCGCCGCGACAUGGCCUUCAACGACAGGCGCCACGACUUCAAAAGCGCAACCCCAAGCACAACCUCUUCAUUUCAUCAAUCUCAGCCGCUGACCGAGCCCUGUCGCUUAGAUAUCUGUCGAAAAUCGUCGUCCAGGAAGCGCAGAUCACCGGAUAAGGGGAUGCAGACAUUCAAACGAUCACGUCCCAUCAAUCAAACAUCGGGGGACACCCAGGAUCUAGCUUUCUCCGUUCAGUCAGCGCACAAGCCAAGCCUCUUCGACAGAAAUGGCGAGGAACUGUAUGACAACCGUGUCCUCCGCUGUCUAGUGAUAUCGCCCGCUGGCCGGCCGAUCUACAAGUACGAGUCACCCUUGGAGCUGCUCAAGGCACUUCGCGAUGCAAUAAAGGCGCAUCGAUCUCUUUACCUGGAUGGAAACAUCCUUCAUCGGGAUAUUUCGGAGAACAACAUAAUAAUCACUGAUCCAAACAAGGCUGAUGGCUACUCUGGUACGCUGAUCGAUCUGGAUCUUGCCAAAGAAGUUGGAAGUGGGCGAAGCGGCGCGCGGCACCAGACUGGCACAAUGGAGUUCAUGGCAAUUGAGGUGCUGCUUAAUAUCGACCAUACCUAUCGGCAUGAUCUUGAGUCAUUUUUCUACGUGCUUAUCUGGCAGUGCGCCCGUCAUGGCUGGGGGAAGGAUAAUCAUCCUAAUGAUAGUAAACUUCGUGCCUGGUAUACUGGUAACUAUGAGGACAUUGCAAACGCCAAGCUUGGCCAUAUGAGCAAAGCUGAAAAUAUGGGAUUUGGAUUCAUUUUGAGGGAGUUCCCUCCAAAGCUCCAUGGUGUUGUACCGCUCUGCGGGGCCCUACGAGACAUACUCUUUCCUUACAAUGACAAAGGUCUCAUUGUUGGCACUCCCCAAGACCCAAUCCGCUUAUACGAUCCUAUUAUUAAGGCGUAUGAUGACACGAUCGCCCAAUUUGAACUCGGAAACCUCACUAGCGAUAAAUCUGUUUAA
Molecule: messenger RNA, 2322 nt
Organism: Histoplasma mississippiense
Lineage: Eukaryota; Fungi; Ascomycota; Eurotiomycetes; Onygenales; Ajellomycetaceae
Exons: 2
Coding region: 1-2322 (773 amino acids)
Biological process (GO): protein phosphorylation
Molecular function (GO): protein kinase activity
Source: RefSeq, a predicted model, not a curated record